AUGAUAACCCUCCGCCCCCUAACCCCCUCCGACUGGCCCCUCUGGCGCCGUCUCCGCCUCCACGCCCUAUCCGAGUCCCCGCACGCCUUUGGCGCUACCCUUGCAGAAUGGCAAGGGCCUACAGGCGAUUUGGAAACGCGCUGGCGUGCUCGCUUGUCGAUCCCCGGGUCGAGGAACUUUGUGGCUUUUUUAAGCCGCGGUGGCAGCGGCGAACUUGACGAUGCCAAGGAGUAUGAAGAGGGAGAGCCCGUGGGGAUGGGGAGUGGUGUUCCUGUGUCUUCUUCGGCGAGGGAGGGAUCCGGGAACCCGGAUGGUGAGGGGGUGGUGGAGGUGAUUUCGGUGUGGGUACACCCCAAGGCAAGAGGAAAGGGCGUUGGGGAUCGGUUGCUGCAGGGGAUUGAGGCGUGGGCGGUUGGGGAGGGAAAGACGGUCAUGAGGUUGUCGGUGAUGCCGUCGAACGCGGCGGCUGUAGGGUUGUACCGGCGGAAUGGGCUGCGGGAGACGGGGCGCGAGGGAGAUGAGCCGGCGCCUGGGAGGGAGAGGGAGGUGGAGAUGGAGAAGGUGUUGACGCGGUCUUGA
Dichotomopilus funicola is the source of this 579-nucleotide messenger RNA. Its product is annotated as acyl-CoA N-acyltransferase. The coding region runs from base 1 to 579 and encodes 192 amino acids. Lineage: Eukaryota; Fungi; Ascomycota; Sordariomycetes; Sordariales; Chaetomiaceae. Gene Ontology annotation, molecular function: acyltransferase activity, transferring groups other than amino-acyl groups. The transcript is spliced from 2 exons. The record is from RefSeq and is a predicted model, not a curated record.